Asparagus officinalis (garden asparagus) is the source of this 1025-nucleotide messenger RNA. RefSeq names its product outer envelope pore protein 24, chloroplastic-like. Gene Ontology annotation, molecular function: voltage-gated monoatomic cation channel activity. The coding region runs from base 119 to 772 and encodes 217 amino acids. The record is from RefSeq and is a predicted model, not a curated record. Gene Ontology annotation, biological process: regulation of monoatomic ion transmembrane transport. NCBI's taxonomy places the organism in Eukaryota, Viridiplantae, Streptophyta, Magnoliopsida, Asparagales, Asparagaceae. The transcript is spliced from 3 exons.
GAAGUCUCCUUCCCUCGUCUUAUUCUUCUCUCCUCUCUCUUCUUUCUUUAAUCGAGAAGAGAGAGGGGAAAAAAAGUAAAAAGUAAAAAGAAAAAGGAAAAUCCAAAAAAGGAAAAAAAUGAAGGCGACGAUAAAGGGGAGAUACGAAGCGGAGAAGAGCUCGUCGGCGGUGGCGACUCUUGCCGUCAAGUCAGGAGACGUGAAUCUCAAAGCGUCGAUGACCGACGCCACCUUCGUCAAUGGCCCCUCGGUCAACGGCUUAAUCCUGUCCCUUGACAAGCCUGGCUCUUUCAUCAUCGAUUACAACGUCCCAAAAAAGGAUUUCAGGUUCCAGUUCAUGAACACAGUGAAAGUGCUCGAAAAGCCCGUGAGCUUGACCUAUGUUCAUGCUCGUGGGGACAAUCGGACAGCUCUAGACACAUCAGUUGCAUUUGAUCCAGCAAAUAAAGUGACAAUGAGUUAUGCAUUUGGGUCAGGAAAUUGCAAGGUAAAGUAUGUGUAUGCUCAUGGGGAGAUGAGGAGAACAAUGAUUGAGCCGUGCUAUGAUGUGUCAAAGAAUGUUUGGGACUUUGCUAUGACGAGGAAGUUUGAAGGGGGUGAUUCAGUUAAGGCUACAUAUCAGACGUCAGCCAAAACUCUAGGGCUGGAAUGGAACAGGGAUUCGAAGGUGAAUGGUUGCUUUAAGAUUUCUGCAUCCUUCAAUCUGGCGGAGCAAAAUAUCAAGCCAAAGAUUAUGGCCGAGAGUACAUUGCAUUAUGAGUUCUUGUUUUAGAAUUGUUGAAAUUCAUUUUAGCAACACCUAAUGUGUUCUUCUCUACUGGUUGUAACCUGACACUAUGUUUCUUGUUUCCUUUUUUUCCCUCCCCUUCCUAAUUUCAAUUGAGAAGUGUCAAAUUCUCAUUUUGUUAGCUGAUGAUUUGGCAAAGACAGCAUUCGAGUAAGCAGCAUUUGGAAUUGAAAUAUGAAUACGUGCAACUUUAUGGUGCAUUUUCCCACCAGCAAUAAGAGUAAUCGUAUUAUUAAUU